AUGUCGGUGUGCGUUCAAAGCGUCGAGGUGUUCCAACUGUUUCACAAAACUCGACCUCUCUCGUCGACGUCCGGUCAGCACGUGACGCGCUACGCCGACACCGUGAGUGUGUUGCGAUCAUCGACGUGCGAACGAGAGAUUUAUCUCGUCGGCACGGCGCACGUGAGCGAGAAGAGCGCGCAAGAGGUGGCGGAGCUCGUUCGGCGCGUGCGGCCUACUGUCGUCGCGGUGGAGCUGUGUGACGAGCGUUUGGCGACGAUGCGAGAGACGAUCGCGAAAGAGCGCCGGGGCGAGAAAAAGGGUGAGGGAGGGACGUCGGAGUUCGUUCGCAGGGCGGUGAGAGACUUUUUCGGGGCUUUUACCGGUGCGCGCGGUCCGGGGAAUGUCGCCGACGGCUUGCUCGGCGCGGCGAUGAAGACAUUUUACGGAUUUUUCCGCUUGAGUGGACUCGAACCGGGGAAGGAGUUUAAGGAGGCGGUGAAAGAGGCGGAGGCAUUAGGUGCGCAGGUAGUGUGUGCGGACAGAGACGUGAGGGAAACUCUACGGCGGCUACGAGAGAAUUUGUCAUUUGACGACGUCAUGGCAAUCGUGAGUGGGCGCGUGCGACCGGGAGGGCCAUCGCCGCCUCCCGGAAUAGAAGGCGGGAUGGAUGACAUCGAAAACGUAGUCGAGAGUUUGAAGACACGAGCAAAUGUUCGACAGAUGCGGGAGUUUCUGGAGUAUCAGUUCCCGCGCGUGUCUAAAGUGUUCAUCGAAGAGAGAGACGACAUCAUGUUCGACGCUCUGAUGCGGAUUCGCGCCGAACGAGUCGUCGCAGUCGUGGGUAUGGCGCAUAUGGAUGGAAUCGAGCGACGAUGGGAAGAGACACAGGAACGACUCCGAUUGAGGGGGAGAUGA
Messenger RNA from Ostreococcus tauri, 897 nucleotides. RefSeq names its product Pheromone shutdown, TraB. Bases 1 to 897 code for a protein of 298 amino acids. NCBI's taxonomy places the organism in Eukaryota, Viridiplantae, Chlorophyta, Mamiellophyceae, Mamiellales, Bathycoccaceae. The transcript has a single exon. The record is from RefSeq and is a predicted model, not a curated record.